AUGAUGCCCCGGACCAGCGGCGCCAGCCUCGACCUCGGCCUCAGCCUGGGCCUGGGCCUCACCUCCCAGGGCAGCCUCUCGUCCUCCACCACCACCGCCGGCUCCUCCUCGCCCUGGGCCGCCGCGCUCAGCUCCGUCGUCGCCGACGUCGCUAGGGCGCGGGCGGACGCGCACGCGCUGUACCACGCCUCCGCAUCCGCCGCCGCUGCCGCUGCGGGGCUGGACCUGGACCCCGCCGACCGCGCCGCGAUGCGCGCGUCCACGUCGCCCGACAGCGCCGCCGCGCUCUCCAGCGGCGCCAGCGGGGACAACUCCAACAAGAGGGACAGGGAGCUCGAGCGCACCGGCUCCGGAGGCGUCCGCAGCGACGAGGAGGACGGCGCGGACGGCGCCGGCGGGCGCAAGAAGCUCAGGCUCUCCAAGGACCAGGCCGCCGUCCUCGAGGAGUGCUUCAAGACGCACAGCACGCUCAACCCCAAGCAGAAGCUGGCGCUGGCCACCCGCCUGGGCCUCCGGCCACGGCAGGUGGAGGUGUGGUUCCAGAACCGCCGCGCCCGGACCAAGCUCAAGCAGACGGAGGUGGACUGCGAGUACCUCAAGCGCUGGUGCGAGCGCCUCGCCGACGAGAACAAGCGCCUCGAGAAGGAGCUCGCCGACCUCAGGGCGCUCAAGGCCGCGCCCUCGCCCGCCGCGCAGCCCGCCUCGCCCGCCGCCACCCUCACAAUGUGCCCGUGCUGCCGCCGCGUCGCCGCCACCGCCGCGACGCCCACUAAACACCACCAGCAGCAGCAAUGCCACCCCAAGUCUAGCUCUAGCCUCCCUGCCGCCGCCGCCGGUGGCGCCUGUAGUGUCGUGCCCAGCCACUGCCAGUUCUUCCCGGCCGCCGUUGACCGGACGAGCCAGAGCACGUGGAACACCGCCGCGCCGCUCGUCACCAGAGAGCUCUUCUGA
Miscanthus lutarioriparius is the source of this 951-nucleotide messenger RNA. NCBI's taxonomy places the organism in Eukaryota, Viridiplantae, Streptophyta, Magnoliopsida, Poales, Poaceae. The record is from the annotation of a GenBank genome assembly.